Messenger RNA from Trichomonas vaginalis G3, 558 nucleotides. RefSeq names its product organellar and viral DNA polymerase type B. The record is from RefSeq and is a predicted model, not a curated record. The transcript has a single exon. The coding region runs from base 1 to 558 and encodes 185 amino acids. NCBI's taxonomy places the organism in Eukaryota, Parabasalia, Trichomonadida, Trichomonadidae.
AUGGACAAAGAUUGCGACAUGGUAUAUAAGAAUAUUUCUGACAUAUAUAAAUCUGAAGAAUUUAAGACCUACGACAACUUUGUUUCGUUAGUUGCAGAAUGUGUAUGGCAGAUAAGAGAUAAAGAUAGAAGAGGUAAGGUAUGGAAUGAACAAAUAAGACCCGCUAUGUUUGAGUUAAAGAAAACCAUUGACGCCUUGGUUGUUUUAGCAGGUAAGGUUUCAGAAUAUAACGCAAAAAUGAACCCGCAAUGUUCUAAAUGUAAAGCAGCAAUGAGGAAAUAUAACUACUCCGUCAAAGAGAUAGAAAGAAUGCGAAACGACUAUGCAGACUUAAAGAAAGAAGCAGAAAAGCCAGCAGAAGAUAAAAUGAACAUGUUAGAAUUUCUUAAUAAAAAUUAUCCAACAGCAGAAGAUUUCCUUCUAUCUGACGUCAAGAAGAAGUAUAAAGAAACUUUCGGCAUUGUUAAAACAUUCGAUGUACUGACAGAAGAAAUAGAAGCUACGAAAUUGUUUAGAAUUUCAAAUAUACAUCGUACAAUUCAUGUGAAACGCUUGUGA